Molecule: messenger RNA, 3055 nt
Organism: Esox lucius (northern pike)
Lineage: Eukaryota; Metazoa; Chordata; Actinopteri; Esociformes; Esocidae
Gene: sema7a
Product: semaphorin 7A
Exons: 14
Coding region: 138-2252 (704 amino acids)
Biological process (GO): negative chemotaxis; regulation of inflammatory response; positive regulation of cell migration
Molecular function (GO): chemorepellent activity; semaphorin receptor binding; integrin binding
Source: RefSeq, a predicted model, not a curated record
AAUGACGUUACGCUCUCAUGAAGUCGAGCGCUCAGAUGGGAAUAUGAUCAUUCAAUGGUUCUAAGGCUCGAGAUCCACAGUCGGCAUGGCGACUCUAAAUAAUUAAUUUGAGUAGCCUAAUUUAGGUAAAAUCAAAAAUGAAAUUGUUUUUUUUUAUUGCUUGGAUUCAUUUUGCAUUUACUUACUGUAUGAGGGACAUACCAAGACUAAUCUUGAGUCAAGACAGUAUAGAUGCCCGGCUGGAAUAUAACACAAGUCAGAACCACACGGUCUUCUUCCACCCUGAUGAGGGUGAUGAGCUCUAUGUCGGCGGGACAGAUUUUGUGUUUCAGAUCGAUGUGGAUACCAACCGCAUCAUAGAGUUGUUUCCUCUCAGUACUACUGGUGGACAAACGUGUGGAGAGAGUCCAUGUGAGAAUGUCAUCACUGUUAUCCAGAAAUUUCAGGACAGUCUGUUUGUCUGUGGGACCAAUGGGAACAAGCCUCAAUGCUGGAAGCUGUAUUCCCAGAUGGCCAAUCACACCCUAGAGAUCGUGGAGAGUUAUGAAGGCACUGGGAUCUCCCCUCACAUUUACUCCCAGAACUCCCUCUCCCUCACUGUAGAGGGAGACCUUUACGCUGCUGCCCCUCUGUACAGUGAUGGAACCUCACUCCAAUUCAGAAGGAAAGCUGGCAGCAGAACUAAUGUAUGGAUGUAUGACAAGUGGGUGACCGAGCCGACAUUCAUCUCCGCCAGCUGGGUGAAGCGUAGGGAUGAGCCAUCCAAUGAGAAGAUCUACUUGUUCUUUAGGGAGAAGAACUCUGACAGUAACCCUGAGGCAGACCCAUGGAUCUCCAGAGUAGCUCAAGUCUGUAAGGUAGAUGAAGGUGGCUCUAAGCGAUUCUUCCAGAACAUCUGGACAUCGUUCCUCAAGGCUCGGUUGGUGUGCAGCAUUCCGAGCGAGUCGCUCUACUUCAACCGGCUCCAGGACAUCUAUGUGUUGCAUGCAGAGGAUUGGAGGGAAUCCAGAGUCUACGCUCUCUUCAGUAGCAGCUGGAAUGGCACUGCUGUCUGUAUCUACUCCAUGGAAGAGAUUGACAGGAUAUUCCAGAGCUCAACCUUCAAGGGCUACGAUAAAGACAUUCCUAACCCAAGACCUGGAACAUGUUUCUCCAGCAGCAAAGACCUGCCACUGGCUACGGUGAACGUGGUGAGAGACCACCCAGAAAUGACUGACUGGGUCCAGCCCAUCCAGCACCUCUCACCUUUCUACAUGUCUAACUAUAACUACACCAAGAUCGUCGUGGACCAGGUCCAAGCUGCAGACGGAACCAUGCACAAUGUCCUGCUGAUAGCGACUGACACAGGGGUGAUCCAUAAGAUUUUGGAGGAUGGCUGUAAAGCUUUCAUCAUCUCUGAGAUCCAUCUAUCCAACCACUCUGCUGUGAUCAGAUCAAUGAAGCUAGACUCCAAAAAGAGGAAGCUGGUGGUGGGGUUCUCGGAGCAGAUCUCCUCUCUGGACCUCCAGAGCUGUCAGGAGUACAACGGGUCCUGUGCCGCCUGUGUCCUGGCCAGGGACCCCUACUGCGCUUGGGUCCAGUCUGCAUGCAGACCCACCAGCCCGGGAGGCAUUCAAAAUAUCCAUGAAGGACAAAUUAAUGUGUGCCUUAAAACAGAAGAAAAUACAACAACUGAAGAACCAAAGAAGCCCAACACCAACCGGGUCAGACGUGGUGCCAAGUCCUUCUUUCACUCCCAACCCCCCAAGCUCAUCUCCGACGCCCAGUCCUCCUCUCCCUAUACCUUGGGUCCGUUUGUCCACUCUGUCCCCCUGGGCGUACCCUUCUACCUGGCAUGCCCCAUCGACUCCUACCACGCCCAAUACACCUGGGAGAACCUGGGCCAGACACGGCCUUGUCUCCAGCUGCAGGCAAGCUGCCUCUACCUAAUCCCAUCGAUGCAGACGGAGCAUUAUGGGGAAUACCAGUGUGUGUCUCGGGAACUGGACUAUACCAAGGUUGUGAGAGUGGUCCACGUAACACAGCUCCUCAGCAGCCCUGAACACAGCCCUGACCCCAGCCCUGACCCUAGCCCUGACCCUAGCCCUGCCCCUGCCAGAACUGGCCGACCUCUACUGAAAUCUGCGAGACCCAUCAUCAAUCUUGUGGACACUAUGAACAAGGUCUACAAUGCAGCAACAUGCGUUGUUGAACUGCCUGGAUGGACUGUUUCCUGUGCAGCAGUGGCCGUCCUCAUGCAGCUCCUGCAGUAGAGCUGCAUGUCUGCGUGCUACCUUUAGGUUUCAAGUGGAAGGCUGAAAGCUGGAUAUGGGCCAUGUUCAUUAAGGCAAACCGUAACAAAACAUUUUAUCUGGUCUAAAGUAGUGCACUAUUAAUCAGUGUGUUUUUUUGAGUCCUUCUUAUAUCAGCAGUUGUCAAAACUUGCUUCUUUGAUACCCAGUCUAAAACCCCAAAGAGCAAAGGACCAUCACGUAGAAGCAUGUGGAAAAGCACCUGGUAUGACUGGAACCUGAAGGGUUGUCCACAUGUAGGUGCUUGGUAUGCAGUCAGACACCAGAGCAAUUAGCACCUGUCUCAUACAAAUCCUAAUGAUCUGUUAUAGCAUUCACAGCAACAGAAGAAACACAAUGUCCCCCUCACUCAUUGACCCUCUCUUUGACUUUUGCUAGUGAUUACUGUCUUUGACUGGUUCAGCAUCUAGUGAUUCAACAAGGCCAGUCACUAGAGGCUAAGCGAUUUGUGUUCCAACAUUUUCACUAAGCUGCCCAAAGUCCACUCCUGUAAGCUCACAGUGAGUCUUUAGGCCACAGAGCAGGUGGGCAUGGCCGUGCCGGUUCGGGAGGAGAGGACUGUGGGAGUCGUGGUUCUUGGAAUGGUAGGGUGGAGGAGGCAGACUGGAGAUACGGGAGAAGGAUUUAGCAGAUAGAAGAAAUGUUAGGAUUGAGGAGGAGAGAGCAGUUGGCCAGAGUGAACAAGUGUUGCAGUGGUGUAAGACAUUUGAGGGAGCUGGAGGAGGUGGAGGAGAGAGAGGGUGGAGGAGGUGGAGGAGAGAGAG